This is a messenger RNA of Jatropha curcas, 1873 nucleotides long. RefSeq names its product Major facilitator superfamily protein. Gene Ontology annotation, biological process: transmembrane transport; carbohydrate transport. Gene Ontology annotation, molecular function: sugar transmembrane transporter activity. Gene Ontology annotation, cellular component: membrane. NCBI's taxonomy places the organism in Eukaryota, Viridiplantae, Streptophyta, Magnoliopsida, Malpighiales, Euphorbiaceae. The record is from RefSeq and is a predicted model, not a curated record.
GCAGACAAAGUUAAAAGUUUGAACUCCAUCCAGAUCUAUGGUUAUGGUUAUAUAUGCUCCUGGUAAUGGUAAUAAAAAUCAGCAUCAGCAAGGGAUCUUAAGGACGAGAAAUUUCUCACCUUGUAUAUUUUGCCAUCCUCAUUUUGCAAAAGAUAAAUAGAGUAGAAGUUAAAUAGAGAAGAAAUGGCCAUUAAAGAGGAAAUAGAAAAUGGUAAUGGUAAAAACGGUGUGCACCAAGAAGCGAGAGAGCCUUUAAUGAGGAAGAAUCUAGCAGAUGAGGAAAAUGGAUCUAGAGAACAAAAUAGCAGCAAAGAGAGUGUCUGGAUGGUUUAUCAAAGCACGUUUGUUGCGGUGUGUGGUUCUUUUGAAUUUGGAUGCUGUGCAGGCUAUUCCUCGCCUACUCAAGAUGCCAUAACAGAAGAUCUCUCUCUAAGUCUAGCAGAGUAUUCUGUAUUUGGUUCCAUACUGACAUUUGGUGCAAUGAUUGGUGCAAUCACAAGUGGUCCAAUUGCUGAUUUUAUUGGCCGAAAAGGGGCAAUGAGAGUUUCUGCUGCCUUCUGUGUAGCAGGGUGGCUUGCCAUUUACUUUGCUAAGGGGGUUUUGGCAUUAGAUUUUGGAAGACUGGCAACCGGAUAUGGGAUGGGAGUUUUUUCUUAUGUGGUACCUGUGUUUAUAGCUGAAAUUGCACCCAAAAAUCUUCGAGGAGCUCUAACAACUUUAAAUCAGCUUAUGAUAUGCGGUGGAGUGUCGGUUUUCUACAUAAUAGGGACAGUACUAACAUGGAGGGCUCUAGCAUUAACCGGACUUGUCCCCUGUGGUAUUCUGCUUUUAGGCCUAUUUCUCACUCCAGAGUCCCCCAGAUGGCUGGCAAAGAUGGGACGUGACAAGCAGUUUGAGACUGCACUAAAGACACUACGCGGCGAGGAUGCUGAUAUAACUCAGGAAGCGGAUGAGAUUAAGGAUUAUAUAGAAACCCUUGAGCGGCUCCCGAAAGCCAAACUGCUAGAUUUGUUUCAAAGAAGAUACCUCCGCUCAGUUAUUAUAGGAGUUGGAUUGAUGGUCUUUCAGCAAUUUGGAGGAAUCAACGGAGUCUGCUUUUAUACCAGCAACAUAUUUGAGUCAGCAGGGUUUUCUGCCACUAUUGGGACCAUAGCCUAUGCCAUCAUUCAGGUUGUAGUUACUGGCCUUAACACAACCGUGAUAGACAAAGCUGGAAGAAAGCCUCUAUUAUUGGUUUCCGCAUCAGGACUAGUCAUUUCCUGCUUGAUAACUGGGAUUUCAUUCUAUCUUAAGGAUCAUGAAAUGGCACUCACUUCUGUACCCACACUCGCCGUUACUGGCAUACUGUUGUAUAUAGGAUCAUUUUCAGCAGGGAUGGGUGCAGUUCCCUGGGUAGUAAUGUCAGAGAUAUUUCCUAUAAAUAUUAAAGGAGUAGCAGGAAGCCUAGCAACACUAACGAACUGGUUUGGUGCAUGGGCAAUUUCCUACACCUACAACUUCCUUACGAGCUGGAGUUCCUAUGGUACCUUUGUUCUUUAUGCUGCAAUCAACGCAUUGGGUAUUGUUUUCAUAGCGAAGGUGGUACCAGAAACCAAAGGAAGAACCCUGGAACAAAUUCAGGCAGCCAUUAAUGCAUAAAGAGAGACAGGAAAUGAAUGAACCAAAAAUUGGCAUCAUACUUCAGAAAUAAAUGCUAUUACCAAGCCAAGUCUAACAAAAUGGGAUCUGGGAAGGAAUUGCUAAAUGCUGAUGCCCUUCAUGUAUAAACAAACAAUUGUCACGAUGGGUGCUAAGAUUUGGUAUAUCAUGUUGAUUAUUUAGAUUCAAAUCAGCUUAUGUCUUCAAGGAAAUGAGAAAUUAUCAAUUUAAUACA